This is a messenger RNA of Erigeron canadensis, 1454 nucleotides long. RefSeq names its product mitochondrial uncoupling protein 1-like. The transcript is spliced from 9 exons. Bases 309 to 1223 code for a protein of 304 amino acids. Gene Ontology annotation, molecular function: oxidative phosphorylation uncoupler activity. Gene Ontology annotation, biological process: mitochondrial transport; mitochondrial transmembrane transport. Gene Ontology annotation, cellular component: mitochondrial membrane. NCBI's taxonomy places the organism in Eukaryota, Viridiplantae, Streptophyta, Magnoliopsida, Asterales, Asteraceae. The record is from RefSeq and is a predicted model, not a curated record.
GUUUUGUUGCGUUGUGCUGCGUAAGGAGAGAGAGAGAGAGAUUAUCCGGGUGGAGUAGGGAGGUGUUUUCCAUACAAAAAUACAGAAGAAACGCGUGUCGUUCCCUGAUAUAAAUAAGCUUUGGUUGUUUUGUAAAUUAAUUGUGAUUAAUUAACAGUUAAAGCAGCAGUUAAUUAAGAAGACAGCUGGGUGGGUGGGUGCAUUGCAAAUUAAAGGGAUUGAAUCGAAAACCCUCUCACUCAUCCUCCUCUGCCUGUAAUAACCAAAGUAUAUUAUAUUAUAUUUAAGGAGAAAAAAGGAAGGGAAGGAUGGUGGGAGGAGGUGGGAGCUCGGAUAUAUCAUUCGCCGGAACUUUUGCUAGCAGUGCUUUUGCUGCUUGUUUCGCUGAGAUUUGCACAAUUCCAUUGGACACUGCAAAAGUUAGGCUCCAGCUGCAAAAGAAAGGAAUCGCAGGAGAUGGAAUGGCUUUACCCAAAUAUCGGGGGAUGCUUGGUACUGUAGCAACCAUUGCAAAGGAAGAAGGUCUUGCGUCUUUGUGGAAAGGCAUUGUACCUGGGUUACAUCGUCAAUGUUUGUAUGGAGGCUUAAGGAUAGGGCUCUAUGAACCGAUUAAGAACUUGUAUGUGGGUGAAAACUUUGUUGGUGAUGUCCCUUUGACCACUAAAAUACUGGCUGGACUUACAACCGGUGCUCUUGCAAUCGCAGUAGCAAAUCCUACAGAUCUUGUGAAGGUUCGUCUACAAGCUGAAGGAAAACUGCCAGCUGGUGUGCCAAGGCGUUACUCUGGGGCAUUAAAUGCCUAUUCAACAAUAGUGAGGCAGGAAGGGGUUAAGGCUCUAUGGACUGGCAUUGGGCCCAAUGUUGCACGUAAUGCUAUAAUAAAUGCUGCUGAGUUAGCCAGUUAUGAUCAAGUGAAGCAGUCAAUUCUGAAGAUCCCUGGGUUCACAGAUAAUGUGCUCACCCAUCUAUUAUCUGGUUUAGGAGCUGGUUUUUUUGCAGUUUGCAUUGGGUCCCCUGUUGACGUGGUCAAAUCAAGAAUGAUGGGAGAUUCAAGCUACACAAGCACCAUUGAUUGUUUUGUGAAGACUCUAAAGAAUGAUGGACCUCUGGCAUUCUACAAAGGCUUUAUCCCAAACUUUGGACGUUUAGGUUCUUGGAAUGUGAUCAUGUUUCUAACUCUUGAACAGGCUAAGAAGUUCGUUAAAAGCAUAGAGUCUCCUUGAAUAUAUUGGGGGAAAACAAAUUGUCCGGUUUAGAAGAUAUUUGCUAUUCAUUUUUGAAUAAAUUCUCGUUGAUGAAAACCAUUGGUGAGACAUUAAAGUUUUGUAAUUUUGGUUCCAAUGAAUGUUUUGGGAGGAACCUUAUGGGAACCUUUUCUGGAUAAUUAAGAUGCCCUAUUGUAAGAAAUUAGGCUUUAAGAUGUUUUAUGGGAAAAUUUCGUGAUGUUGCUACCA